Molecule: messenger RNA, 2948 nt
Organism: Chelonoidis abingdonii (Abingdon island giant tortoise)
Lineage: Eukaryota; Metazoa; Chordata; Testudines; Testudinidae
Gene: RXFP1
Product: relaxin family peptide receptor 1
Biological process (GO): adenylate cyclase-activating G protein-coupled receptor signaling pathway; hormone-mediated signaling pathway; activation of adenylate cyclase activity
Cellular component (GO): plasma membrane
Molecular function (GO): G protein-coupled peptide receptor activity; protein binding
Source: RefSeq, a predicted model, not a curated record
GGCGAGUAAAUGAGGGAGCAAAGAAAGGGAAGGAAGCUUGCUUUGUAUUCUGCUGAAGGUUGUAGUCAGAAAUAGAACAUACAGCAAUCACUGUGGUUUGAGUGCUGUUUAGGAGAUAAUAUAUGCUCACUUUUACUAACUCGAUUGCUGUGUGAGAGAAAUGACAUCUGGCUGCUGGUUCUACACAUUCUUUAUUUUUGGAACAAAUUUUAUCCAUUGUACUUCAGAAAAUCAGGAUUCUGGACAUGAAGUCAUAUGCCCUCUGGGAUAUUUCCCUUGUGGCAAUAUAACAAAGUGUUUGCCUCAACUUCUUCACUGUAAUGGUGUGGAUGAUUGUGGGAACCAGGCUGAUGAAGACAACUGCGGAGACAACAAUGGAUGGUCUCAACAAUUUGAUAAGUAUUUUGCAAAAUACAACGAAAAGACUUCCUCACAUGCUUUUGAGGUAAAGACAUCGGAGUGCUUGGUUGAUUCUGUGCCAGCAGAAUGUCUGUGCCGAGGGCUAGAGCUUGACUGUGAGGGUGUCAAUUUACGCGCUAUCCCGUCAGUCUCUUCAAAUGUAACUCUGAUGUCCCUUAAACGGAAUCAGUUAAGAAAGCUUUCUGCUGACAGUUUCAAGAAGUACCAGGACCUUAAAAAUCUGUUUCUUCAGAAUAAUAAAAUCAGAGCUGUAUCGGAACAUGCUUUCAAAGGAUUAUACAACCUGACAAAACUGUAUCUGAGUCACAACAAGAUAACCCUUUUAAAGCCUGGCGUCUUUGAAGAUCUGCAUAAGCUUGAGUGGCUGAUAAUUGAAAAUAACAAGAUCAAUCAGAUCUCUCCACUAACAUUUCAUGGACUCAACUCACUUAUUCUCCUAGUGCUGAUGAAUAAUUCUCUUGCGCGUUUGCCUGAUAAACCUCUUUGCCAAUACAUGCCCAGGUUACAUUGGCUGGACUUUGAAGGCAAUCAUAUACAUAAUUUAAGAAAUGUCACUUUCAUCUCCUGCAGCACUCUAACUGUACUGGUGAUGAGAAGAAACAAAAUCAGCUCCUUAAAUGAAAACAGCUUUUCCUCUCUCCAGAAGUUAGAUGAACUAGACUUGGCUAGCAACAAGAUUGAAUCACUUCCUCCGUACCUAUUUAAGGAUCUGAAGGAGCUCUCACAGCUGAACCUUUCAUAUAACCCCAUCCAGAAAAUACAAGUAAACCAGUUUGAUUACCUACUAAAACUCAAAUCCCUCAGCCUGGAGGGCAUUGAAAUUACAAAUAUCCAAAGAAGGAUGUUCAAACCACUUAGAAAUCUCUCCCACAUAUAUUUUAAGAAAUUCCAGUAUUGUGGAUAUGCCCCCCAUGUGCGCAGCUGUAAGCCAAAUACCGAUGGGAUUUCAUCCUUUGAGAAUCUCUUAGCUAGCACUGUACAGAGAGUGUUUGUCUGGGUUGUUUCUGCUGUCACUUGCUUUGGAAAUAUCUUUGUUAUCUGCAUGCGGCCUUACAUUAGAUCUGAGAAUAAGCUCCAUGCCAUGUCAAUAAUGUCUCUCUGCUGUGCUGACUGUCUGAUGGGAAUAUAUUUAUUUGUGAUUGGAGCCUUUGACGUUAAAUAUCGUGGAGAAUACAACAAGCAUGCUCAGUUGUGGAUGGACAGUAUCCACUGCCAAUUGGUGGGCUCAUUGGCUAUUCUGUCCACAGAGGUGUCCGUUUUACUGUUGACUUACCUGACUUUGGAAAAAUAUAUAUGCAUAGUUUACCCUUUUAGGUGUUUGAAGCCAGGAAAAUGCAGGACAAUUUCCAUUUUGAUUCUCAUCUGGGUUAUUGGCUUUGUGGUUGCUUUUAUUCCACUGAGCCACAAGGAAUUUUUCAGAAACUACUAUGGCACCAAUGGGGUCUGUUUUCCUCUUCAUUCAGAACAGGCAGAAAGUGCAGGAGGCCAGAUUUAUUCUAUUAUUAUUUUUUUAGGUGUAAACUUGGCAGCUUUUAUCAUCAUUGUGUUUUCCUAUGGAAGUAUGUUUUACAGUGUUCACCAAACAGCCAUCACAGCAGCUGAAAUCCGGAAUCAUAUUAAAAAAGAGAUGACCCUUGCUAAACGGUUUUUCUUCAUUGUUUUCACUGAUGCAUUAUGCUGGAUUCCCAUCUUUAUUUUGAAAUUGCUUUCUUUACUUGAAGUAGAAAUACCAGGUACUAUAACUUCCUGGGUGGUGAUUUUUAUACUGCCCAUAAAUAGUGCUUUGAAUCCUCUCCUCUACACUCUGACCACACGACCGUUCAAAGAAAUGAUACAUCAGGUUUGGUACAAUUACAAACAAGAAAGAUCCAUAGGAAGCAAAAGCAGUCAGAAAACAUACGGCCCAUCAUUUAUCUGGGUAGAGAUGUGGCCAAUGCAAGAGAUCACACCAGAGUUAACAAACCCUGCUAUUUAUACAGACUCCUCUGAAACAUCAGUAUCCACGCAUUCCACAAGACUGAAUUCAUACAGAUAAAUGUUUUGAAUAGUCACAGUAAAAUUUGCACAGUCAUCUUUGAUGUGGACUCACUGUUUUAUAGCAGUAAGGAAAAAGCUGUAACAUGGAUUCGCAUCAGUGAUGGCCAAGAAGUCAAAUCAGAAGGAGACAACAGAGAGUGAACUUAACAGUAUAUACAUUUUUGAAGAGUCUUAGGAAGUAGUAGCCAUAGGAAAAAAAUAUUUAUGCGAAUAAAAUUCGACUAACACUCCAAUUUUUUUUUUUUUUCAUUUUGGGGCUGGGCAGAGAGUCAAAAUUUAAAACUGUCACUUUGUAUCUUUCUAAAUUCUAAAAUGUAAUUCAUAUGCAGUCUAUUGUUAGAUGACUAGAUUGCUAGCGAUAUCAAAGUUAACUGUGAAUGGCUAUGCAGCUUCCUAAACUUUAGUCAGUUGCAAUAUUUUUCUGAAGAGUUACUCAUAGGUCAGGCAUGGGGCACUGGACACCAAUUACAAUGAUUCAGAUUAAUGAAUGU